Messenger RNA from Plodia interpunctella (Indianmeal moth), 3695 nucleotides. RefSeq names its product zinc finger protein 501-like. Bases 179 to 1549 code for a protein of 456 amino acids. Gene Ontology annotation, cellular component: nucleoplasm. The transcript is spliced from 4 exons. The record is from RefSeq and is a predicted model, not a curated record. Gene Ontology annotation, molecular function: DNA-binding transcription repressor activity, RNA polymerase II-specific; RNA polymerase II cis-regulatory region sequence-specific DNA binding. NCBI's taxonomy places the organism in Eukaryota, Metazoa, Arthropoda, Insecta, Lepidoptera, Pyralidae. Gene Ontology annotation, biological process: regulation of transcription by RNA polymerase II.
CAAAUUUUAAUAAAUCCUGAUUUUCUGUCAAAAAAUCUAUAGAGUGGAUUAAAGCGUUUACGUUUAUUAGAGCGGAGCUUAGCGGUACUUGUGUUGACGUGAUUAUUUUAAGAUAGUAUAGUUUUUGUAUGUAACGCUGAACAAUUCAAGAAACCAAUUAAUUAAAUGAAUCAAUAAAAUGUCUUCCGAAUCUGUUGUGAUCAAGAAAGAGCCGGACACUGAACCGGCAGAAGAACAUAAUAUCGGACACGACCGUGCGCAGAAACAACCCGAAUUUGUGAAUAUUAAAAUUGAAUUUGAACACGUAGACCCUGAAGUCAGAGUAAAGUCAGAACCUAAAUCUGACAAUGAAGACGAACCUGAAAAGGAGCAUGAUUCGUGGCAUGUCCCGGUGACCACUGUGACGGUCAAAGCAGAGCCACUGGACUGCACCGUGAAUACAACUUCGCCGCGAGAGGAGCCCGAGCAGCUGGUGGUAACUCCUAUAAUAUAUGAAGCGAACUCUCAUAAUGUUGAUGAUACGGAACAGCGUCCACAGAAACUCGCAAACGGACAAUUUUCUUGUCCGCUCUGCGACAAAAUCUUCACAACCAAAGGCCACGCUCAGCGCCAUCUAGCCUUGCACUCCCGCACUAACUAUCCCUGUAAUUUAUGCGACAAAAACUUCACAAAAGAGGAACUACUGCAACGCCAUAUAGUGAAACAACAUGAAAGGAGAUUCCCAUGCGAACAAUGUCCUAAAGUGUUCCGCUCCGCGUCAAAUUUGUAUCAACACAAACGCAGUCACUCAACGGAAAAGCCAUACUUCUGCGAGAAAUGCCACAGAUACUUCGCAAUAAAGGCUAAUUUGGCGAAGCAUCAAGGGAAAAGCCGGUGCAGAAGACCGAUAGACGAGCCUAUACAAUGCCACAUCUGUCACAAGAUAUUCGACAAGGAGUUCCUCCUAAAAAGCCAUCUCCGAAGGCACACAACGGAGAAACCGUUCAAUUGCGACACAUGCAAAAUGGAUUUCAAAUACAAAAGUACGUUGUUGAGACAUCUACAGAUUCACAAGACGGAUAAAGAGUUCACUUGUACGGUUUGCAACAAACCAUUCACACAUCCGGGAUUGAUCAAGCCACAUAUGAGAAUCCACACCGGUGAAAAACCAUACGAGUGUCCAGUUUGUAAAAAGAAGUUUUCACAUAAACACAACAUGCAGAGACACACACAGCGGCAUGAGAAAAUCAAGCACACAACAUGUAUGGUCUGCAACAAAAAGUUUCCAAAGGAAAGCCGCUUGAGGUACCACAUGAGGAUACACAGCGAGGAAAAACUUCCAUUUAAAUGUCAGAUUUGCCCGAAAAAGUUCUCCCACAAGCAGAAUAUUGUGAGGCAUUAUAGUAAAAAGCAUCCGAAUAAAACUUAUGAUGAGAAAUUGACUGAUGCCGGUGUCGCUUUAAGGAUCUGGCAGGAGGUGCAGAUGAAAAGCCAGAUUAUGCUGAACCAGGGAAUUAAGCAAGAAAUAAAACAGGAAAUCAGUGAGGAAAAUGAGGAAAUCCUUCCUUAGUUGUGGCUCGAAAUCUGUUUUAUAUUAAUAGAGGUUAACACAUUUAUCGGUAUUAUAUUACUACUAGCGACCCGUCCCGGCUUCGCUCGGGUCGGAAACCAUAAUAAAUUAUACACCUAAAUCUUCCUCUUGAAUCAGUCUAUCUAUUAAAAAAGACACGCAUCAGAAUCUGUUAAGUAAAGAAGCGACUUUUGUUUUAUAAUAUGUAGUGAUUCGGUUUGUCAUUUUGUUUUUCUUUGUUUACAUUAUGCGUCAUGAUUUAUGAUGAUACGAGUACAUUAUGGCGUCUUUAUCCCUUACGAGAUAGACAGAGUCAAAAAGUAGCGAAACAAAAAUCCACGUUUGAAUUGGAAUUGAGAUUGGAUUAAAUUGAAAUUAGAAUUAAGAUCCAAUAGUGAUAGGUUGCUUGCACAUCACCUAUGAGAAGAAUCGCCAGUUUAUAAGUAUAUAGAACUUUCCCUCGAUUAACUUUUACGAUCUGCGCGGGAGAAACAGCUGGCACAUUCUAGCCAAACCAGUAUGGAAGUCAUGAAAGGUAUAUCAAUAUAUCUAUUAACGACUAAAAAUAUUACAAAGUUUCUUACAAUUUUCUUCCAUUACAGUUUUCUUUUCCAGAUAUAGAUGUUUAUGGAGAGCCACACAGUUUUGUUAAAUCUAAAUCCAUCUUAUUCAUAAAAAUAUCUUUCUCUCUCUCUCUCGUCUUUCUAAACACGUUUUGUCCUUGUCAUACAUUCUUUCAAAUGUCAAAUAUGUAUAAUACUAGCUUUUGCCCGCGGCUUCGCCUACGUGAUUAUUUCUGCGAAAGCGCAACAGACUUGAUUUUCAUUUAAACUUUUACCCCCACUUACAGCCAGUUGAGGGUUGAGUUUGAAUAAAAAAAGUAGCCUAUGUUUGAACGGAGUUCUUUUACUACAUGCAUACGAAAUUUCAUCAAAAUCGGUCCAGCGGUUUAGCCGUGAAAGCGGAACAGACAGACUUUCACAUUUAUAUUAUUAGUAUGGAUUGAUGUUUCAGUACAUGUACUUCUUUUAUCGCACAAUAAAGUUUUAAAAUUACAAACUGUUGACAGAGAAAAUUAUAGACAUCGUCAUUAUAGUAUACUACUUUAGUUUUUACGCGCGGUUUCGCCCGCGUGAAUUUCCAACGGGAAGUAUGCUAUAUCAAAUAAACUUAAUUUCGUUUUUAUAGUAUGAGAUUUAUCUAAAUGCUAUUCAAUACUGGCAAGAAAGAGACAAGUAGGAAUACACGAGAAAAAAGAGACAGCACUAAUUUUUCUGUCCCUCAUCGUGUGGUUUUUGGUACAAGGCCAUCUUGCCGCUUUGGCUGAUUCGGUAUACAUUGCUGGCUUUUCAUUGCUGUAAAUACAAGCUCUCAUACAAACUGUUCGUGUCCGUGAUAGUGUGGAACCCAGCAUUAGUCUUUGUUGCAAACAAUAUUAUGUAACGUGAAGUAGGUACAAAAUAUAUUGUAAAAUAACCAAGUAUUAUAGAUUGUGAAAUAUAACUUGAGUCCCAUGAGAGCAGGAUGGAACGAUACAUUCGAAAUGAGAGCGACAAAGAUGGAUGUACAACUUAUAGUAUUGACAUCUGUCACUAUAUUCAAAUUGUAUAAAGUAUUUUUAUGAAUAAACAUAAAUGUCAGUGAUUUUGUUUUAAGUUUAAGUAGGUAUAAUGUAAAUAUAACUAUAGUAAUAGAUUUUUCUUAUUGAUGGCAGCGGAGGCGAGAAUUAUUACUUCGGCAUUUAUAAUUAUUACAUAGGUUAUUAUUUAUUUUUUUUUUUGUAUAAAGUUCCUGUAAUUUAGAAUGUUAUACAUUUUUCGAGUUGACUAAUAAUGUAGGUAACGGAUUUUAAUGCGAAUUUCUAUAGCUAGAUGGAUAGAAGUUAUUUUUUUUCUUUCUUUUCCCGCCAUUAAUUAUAUGAAGAAUGAAGAAAUAUAUUUCAAAUGAAAAAAUAGGCUUUGCGGCGGUGACCACUUCCCAUCAGGUGUGCCGCGUGUCUGCGUGCUUGGCAGUAUAAAAAAACGUGUAAUUUUUUACACCCUUGCAUCAUGGGUGAAAAAGUAGUUAUCUACCAGUCAGAUUUGGUUUGCACGAAAUGUUACGCUGUACAAAAUAUAAAAUAAAAAUAUUUAUGUCAACGUAAGCA